Messenger RNA from Laetiporus sulphureus 93-53, 1574 nucleotides. RefSeq lists its product as uncharacterized. The transcript has 2 exons. The record is from RefSeq and is a predicted model, not a curated record. The coding region runs from base 389 to 1228 and encodes 279 amino acids. Lineage: Eukaryota; Fungi; Basidiomycota; Agaricomycetes; Polyporales; Laetiporaceae.
GCACGCUCAACUCCUCCAUCGCCGACAUGGACCACCAUUUGAAUCUUCCAUCGCCACGUCUGCCCCCCGAAAUAUGCGACUACAUACUUGAUCACCUAUGGGACGACUACACAACCCUCCAGAUCUGCAGCCUCGUCACGCGGGAAUGGCUUCACAUGACACGGAAACAUCUUUUUCACUCCGUCUGUAUCAUCAACAACAACCUGCAGCGCAUCUCCUUUCAGGAUGUGAUUCUGCACUCGGGAGAUGCGGUGGCGCUCUGCGUCCGCAAGCUGGACAUGACAUGCGGCCUCGACGAGGAUGACUGUUCCUUCCCGAAUCCCCCUUCCGUGCUUCAAAAGCUGGCAUCUCUCGGCCGGCUAGAGGAGCUCACGCUGCAAAAUAACAUAUGGAACGAUUGUUGCUCUUCUGCGAAGACUAUAAAUUGGCCGGUACUGCCUAUGGUGAAGGCUCUUCACCUGCGCAUCCUCAUCGUCAACGACGUCGUAAGCCUGCAGAGAUUCAUCUGCGCAUGCCCCUCGCUCUCCUCCCUGAAGCUUUGGAUAGGAAGAAUCUCAACGUGCGACAGCUCGCACACCCAUCCUCCAACGGUCAUCUCGGGCUCAAUGGGAUCGAGAGUUUCCAAUGCAGUGUCCAUGAGCCAGACCCCAUGCUGAGAUGGCUGCUGUACUGUGGUCUGAAGCUGCGCAUGUGUCGACUAGCGAUCACUGUACGCGACAAUCCGGCCCCGGUCAAUUUUUUCAGCUUAGAUGACGCCCAAAGUCUGUUGCGCGCAUCUGGUGAAUGUCUCGAGCAUCUCGUCAUCAACUUGGAAACCGAGGUCUUCUCCGAUUCACCAGAUGGGCAACAAGCAGCGUUGGCGCACAAUCCGAACCUGGUCUCAAUCUACGUGUCGAACGUAUGGUGUUUACCCGAUGACUGGCAAUUCUCCAAUAGCUGGACGAGCCUGCUCUCAGUCCUGGCCGACAUCCAGCCAAUGCACACCAAGCUGCAGUCAAUCAACAUCGCGUUUAUUACGAGAUUCAAGCCGGAUAUCACAAGCAGGCCUUGGGAGCAGCUCGAUGGCGCCCUGACGCGAAUUGUGGAUAUCAACCCGAGGUUGAUCUUGACCGUAUGGAUAAGCUAUGCCAUGAUUGCGAUAAACCAAUGCCAUGGCUGGCGGAGUUUGUCGGAGCGCUCUCGCGACGCUUGCUCAGGGUGCAGGCGAGACGAGGCAGACUGCGUUUGAUGUGGCUGAACGGUUACGAUGAGGCCAGAGAGUUACAUCGCGGUAUGACACCGUUCUGGUGUUCGUGGUGGUGAUGUGGCACGACUCAUCCAUUGAACUUUCCUUCUUGGCAAUAUCCUCCAUGUACAUCAGUUUUUCGGACUUUGCUUGUUACGUGCUUCGGGCUAUGGUUCAUAGAGUCCACCGGAUUAUAUUCCACCUGCGCGUUAUACAUAAUCUCCAGAGAUUCCAGAUAGCGUGCUCUCAGACUGCUCGUCUGCGAAUAUACCUCCUUCCCGAGCGGAGGCGUGUCCGCAUACAGAACCGUGUGCCGUUCAUGUACUAAUGCAUGCUAUUAUUCGCCAAU